CGUUCGUGCCAUGUUUGCGGAAGUGUCUACAUGGAGCUGAUGCACAUUUAUGUGAUUUAGUAGAAAAAUGGACUUUAAAACCUCAGAUUUUCAGCAAUAAACACACACUCGGAGCAUUCCUGUAUCUACUCAAGAAUGAUGAACCUGCCGAAGGGACCAGACUCUUUGUGUUUUAACAAGGAGGAAUUUAUGAAGGAUGACUUUGACGUGGACAGAUUCGUGGCUGAGUGCAGAAAGCAUGUCCAGCUGGAGCAGAUGCGGGAGGACCUGGAGCAGUAUUACAGGCUCCUCAAAACUGCCAUGGUCGAACUCAUCAAUAAAGACUAUGCUGACUUUGUCAACUUGUCCACUAAUCUUGUUGGAAUGGAUAAAGCCCUCAACCAGCUCUCUGUCCCUCUGGGCCAGUUGCGUGAAGAGGUGCUGAGUCUGAGAUCAGCAGUCAAAGAAGUAAUCCAAGCCAUAGACACACAGUUGUCCAAGCAAGAUGACAUUCAAAAGAAGAAGAUCUGUGUAUUAAGGCUCAUCCAAGUUGUUCGAUCAGUGGAGAAGAUUGAGAAAAUCCUACACUCUCAAAACACCAAAGAUACAACAUCUCUAGAAACAAGCAGUCCUCUCCUAGCGGGUCAGAUUCUGGAGCGAAUUGCCACUGAGUUUAACCAGCUGCAGUUUCAUGCUGUCCAGAGCAAAGGCAUGCCGCUGCUGGAUAAAGUGCGACCGAGGAUUGCUGGCAUUACUGCGAUGCUCCAGCAGUCUCUGGAGGGUCUGCUCAUCCAGGGUCUGCAGACAUCAAACGUGGACAUCGUGCGGCACUGCCUCCGCACCUACGCGACCAUCGACAAGACCAGAGAUGCAGAGGCUCUAGUGGGACAAGUCUUAGUGAAGCCUUACAUGGAUCAGGUCAUAACUGAACAGUUUGUAAAGUCCAGUCCUAACGGUCUUCAGUUGAUGUACGCAAAGCUUCUGGAGUUUGUGCCUCACCACUGCCGACUGCUGCGAGAGGUCACAGGAGGAACCAUUUCCAGUGACAAAUCUGACAUCGUGCCAGGGUAUGACUUCCUAGUUAACUCUGUCUGGCCUGAGAUCAUUAAAAGUGUUGAGGGGAGGAUGUCUUUCCUCUUCAAUCCUGGCAACCCUGAUGCUUUUUAUGAGAGAUACUGCAUUAGCAUGGACUUUGUACGGAAGUUUGAAAGACAGUGUGGCUCUCAGGCUAGUGUGAAGAGACUCCGAGCACAUGCCUCCUACCAAAGCUUCCACAACAAGUGGAACCUCCCUGUGUACUUUCAGCUACGGUACAAGGAGAUUGCUGGAUAUUUAGACAACGCCAUUACAGAUGGAUUAGAAGCAGCUCCAGUGGGCAGCCGCUACCGGCUGCAGGUGACGGAGGUGUUAUGGAGCUGUGUGUGCAGGUGUUGGGCGGAGCACAUCUACCUGCCCCCGCUGGCUCAUCGUUUCUGGAAGCUUACGCUGCAGCUGCUGUCCAGAUAUGCCGCCUUCCUCACGGAGGUCCUAACAAAAACCCCGCCUCCAGAAACUACCAAAGACCCAGUGAGGCCGCUGCCAAGCUCUGCCUCCUCCACAUCAAGCCGCACCUCUCAAGAUGCAGAUAGCGAGAGUGGAGGCCCCACGGCGCUGUCCACCAAGCAGCUCGUCUUCAUCGCUGCUGAUGUGGACCAGUUACAGGAGCAGAUUCCAGAAAUUUCUGUGAUGAUCAAAGACAAACUGGAAGGAAUUGGAUUCAAAAACUUUGCCCUUGUUUCAGAUGCCUUGGAUGACUCCAGAACCGCCUUGUCUGGGUGCAUCCCAAAGCUGAACAAUAGGAUGAAUCAAAAUUUGACGGAGAGGAGCUUCCGCUUCCUGAAAAAUGCUUCAGAAGUCCCACGACUUUAUCGAAGGACCAACAAGGAGGUGCCCACCAGAGCCUCAGCCUACAUGGAUAACGCUUUGCGGCCGCUGCAUCAGCUGGUCAGUGACUCGACAGGGGUGGUGAAGGUCUCAAUCAUCCACGAGUGGCUUCGUGUUACUAUUUCAGACUGCACCCACAGAUACUUUGAGACCAUAUCUGAUGUGCUGAGCUCCGUGAAGAAGAUGGAGGAGAGUCUGAAGAGGUUGAAACAGGCGAGGAAAACAGCCACAACCAGCACAGCAGGAGCCAACACUGGGCCCUCUGACGACACUAAGAUCCGUCUGCAGUUGGCUCUGGAUGUGGAGUAUCUUGGAGAGCAGAUUCAGAAGAUGGGUCUCCAGCCAAGUGACAUCACCAUGUUCUCCUCUCUCCUGGACCUGGUGCAAGAAGCGCGUGAUCUGGCCACAGCAGAGCAGGCCGGCUCCUAAAGGUCACCUUCAGGGUGCCCUCAUCCUACGUAGACAGGAGGUGCUCAAACCGAAUGGCUUCAGCAAGCACAUGCUCUAAGUGGUGAAGGGAGAAUCGUUCGUAAGUUGCAGUUCUUGGAGCCCUGUAGGUCGUAUUACAGAUAUGAGGCAAAAAUCACAGCUGAUCCCAGGACUGUAACCUCUGCCUGUGCGGUGAAGAAGCACACUACAAGAAUGUGUCUACAUGUUCAUAUGUUAUUUAUUGUUAAAUCUUAUCUGAUAAUAUGUGAAGAAAUAGGCCUCAUAUCAAGGUUAACAUGGUUAGAUUGUAUAUUAUGCAAUGUGAAUUCUAAAGGUUUUAGGAUUCAAGACAUGAGGACUUCAUUUGAAGUGAAUUGGCAGUGGGGUUAGUAUGUCAUGAGGUGUCAUGGUGUUGUUAUGACCUGUCAUUCACAGUUACAUCAAGUAAUGACAGCUGAUGUGACAACUUAUGACACGGAACCUAGUCUUCUAAAACUGGUGUCACGACCUAAGCGUUAUCUGUCAGAAUCAAUAACACUUCAGCCACAGUGUCACCUCUGAGGCCUGCCAAUCAACAUGAAGCCUCACUGGAUCCUUCUGGCAUUUUAAACACCAUGUUAACAUGGCUGUUAGCAUUUACAUGUUGUUUUACUGGACAAAAAUGGGACUUCUGUAACUUUUAACCAUAGCUUUGACAAUAAAAUGUUUGGAUAAUA
This is a messenger RNA of Colossoma macropomum (tambaqui), 3047 nucleotides long. It is a transcript of the gene cog2, whose product is annotated as component of oligomeric golgi complex 2. Gene Ontology annotation, cellular component: COG complex; membrane. Bases 136 to 2331 code for a protein of 731 amino acids. Gene Ontology annotation, biological process: Golgi organization; intra-Golgi vesicle-mediated transport; protein transport. NCBI's taxonomy places the organism in Eukaryota, Metazoa, Chordata, Actinopteri, Characiformes, Serrasalmidae. The transcript is spliced from 18 exons. The record is from RefSeq and is a predicted model, not a curated record.